Messenger RNA from Entelurus aequoreus (snake pipefish), 2622 nucleotides. RefSeq names its product exosome component 9 (gene exosc9). Gene Ontology annotation, biological process: nuclear mRNA surveillance; U1 snRNA 3'-end processing; U5 snRNA 3'-end processing. The transcript has 13 exons. NCBI's taxonomy places the organism in Eukaryota, Metazoa, Chordata, Actinopteri, Syngnathiformes, Syngnathidae. Gene Ontology annotation, cellular component: cytoplasmic exosome (RNase complex); nuclear exosome (RNase complex). Bases 130 to 1398 code for a protein of 422 amino acids. The record is from RefSeq and is a predicted model, not a curated record.
CUUCCCAUUUCUUGGUGUGACGUACGUUGCGUUUCCGGGUUAGAGUUCACGAAACAAUAAUGGCGGUCGCAUGCUCGGUGUAAGCGUGUUGUAGUAGUUUGAACACACAAACGCUUAAAAGCCUGCAGUAUGAAGGAGACACCUUUGUCUAAUUGUGAACGGGAUUUCUUGCUCAAAGCCAUCGAAGAAAAAAAGCGCCUCGAUGGACGGCAGACAUAUGACUACAGAAAAACAAAGAUUGUGUUUGGGACAGACUUUGGAUGCUGCUUCGUGGAACUGGGGAAAACGAGAGUCAUGGCCCAGGUGUCCUGUGAGCUGGUGGCCCCCAAGGAGAACCGGCCAAAUGAGGGGUUCAUGCUUUUUAAUAUAGAGCUGUCACCAAUGGCAUCACCAGCAUUUGAACAGGGCAGGCAAUCAGAGCUGUUAGUGAAGCUAAACCGACAGCUGGAGAGAUGCUUACGGAACUCCAAGUGCAUUGAUAUUGAAUCUUUGUGUGUGGUGUCAGGAGAAAAGGUGUGGCAAAUUCGAGUAGAUGUUCACAUGCUGAAUCAUGAUGGGAACCUAAUGGACACUGCCAGCAUCGCUGCUAUUGCCGCUUUGUGCCACUUCAAAAGACCCGAUGUUGGCAUUCAGGGAGAUGAAGUCACUGUGUACAGUCCAGAAGAAAGGGAUUUCAUUCCUCUUAGUAUCUACCACUUGCCCAUCAGUGUCAGCUUCGCCUUCUUUCAAAAAGGGACUUAUCUGCUUGUAGAUCCAUGCGAACGAGAGGAGCGCGUGAUGGAUGGCUUGCUGAUGAUUGCCAUGAACAAACACAGAGAAAUCUGCUCAAUUCAAUCCAGCGGAGGCAUCAUGUUGCUAAAAGAGCAGGUAAUGAGAUGCAGCAAAAUAGCCAGCGUCAAAGUGUCAGAAAUCACAGAGCUCAUCAGUAAAGCCCUGGAGAACGACAAAACCGCUCGGAAAGCAGGCAGGUGUGGUUUCGCAGAGUCGAUGCCUCAACAGCGCAUCACCGCCUUGAAAAAAGACGAGACUGCAGUAGAAAUGACGGACGUGUCGGAAAAAGCCACUGACAUCAUCCAGAAGGCCGAGGCUCCUCCUUCCACCAUUCAGCAGCUGGCGACGCCUGUGCCAGGUGUGGGUCUGGUGGGACAUGGGGUGCAGAACAGCUGGGGGAUUGACGAAGAUGAACAGGAUGAGAAAGAAGUCAGCAGCAGCGACGAAGUAAAGAUGGAAAUGGAACAGAAACAAGUGGAGCAAGGAGAUGUGGUCGAAUUAUCGGACAGUGAGGAGGAGGACGUGGUUAUACUUCAUCCAGAAACAGCAGACCGAAACUAUAAGAAUACAAGUUCAAGUUCCCACCAGAAGGGGUCAGCAGGGUCAAAGAAAAAGCUCAGAAAAUGAAACUAUUCCCAGCAAUAUGUACAGUAUAGAAACCACAAGCACUCAGAAAGCAAAGCAAAAUCUGAAAAAAGCUACAGUAUCUGAACUUGAAAGCAGAAAUGAAAGUGGAUUUGGACAAAACAACACUUUGAAGCAGUGAAGAUCCUACAUAAGGAUUUUGCCACUGUGGCCACUUUAAGUUAAAGUACCAAUGAUUGUCACACACACUAGGUGUGGUGAAAUUUGUCCUCUGCAUUUGACCCAUCCCCUAUUUCACCCCCUGGGAGGUGAGGGGAGCAGUGGGCAGCAGCGGUGGCCACACCCGGGAAUCAUUUUUGGUGAUUUAACCCCCAAUUCCAACCCUUGAUGCGGAGUGCCAAGCAGCCAUAUAUUGCUAUCUCAAAUACAAACGUCAAUGACUUUUUCCAUGUUGCAUUAGCUUGGUCACACAUGACAUGACUGCAUAUGGAGCAACUGGAGAAUUUUGCUGGUCUGUGGGUGGACUAAGCAUCAAAUCUUCGAAUUGAACAUCUACAGGAUACAAAGCAUAUUUAUUGAAUUUGACUUCAAAUGUCUAGACCUCUCAUAUUGCCUAUCUGGUAAUAAUUAAUUUGAAUUGUCUCUUAUAAUGCUUUUGAAUUGACUUAUGAUGGUGAUUUUGAGCUGUUUCCCAACCUUUAUUCAACCUAAAGGAUAUUUUACAUCAAAAAUGGUGUAAUGAUUUCUUAUCUUGUGGCAACACGGGUUGAUUUCCAUCUACUGGAAUAUUAUUUGUUACUGCCUCAUUAACCUGUACAUCGCUGACAUGACAAAUAAAGGUAGUUUUUACACAAAGGGAGUAAGUCUCUGGAUAAAAGACUGAGGCCAAAAUAUAAAUGGAAGUCAAUAGUAGUUGCUUUUGUUUAGUGCACUAGACCGUUUAUUUUAUUUUUAAAAUGUAUGUAGCAAUACCACACAUUUAAUACAUCUGAUUUACAACAGCUGAGCUGAGCCAGAAGGCAAAGCUCUCGGUCUACCGAGCUAUCUACAUUCCUACUCUCACCUAUGGUCAUGAAGUGUGGGUCAUGACCGAAAGAAUAAGAUCGCGGAUACAAGCGGCCAAAAUGAGUUUUCUCAGAAGGGUGGCUGGCAUCUCCCUUAGAGAUAGGGUGAGAAGUUCAGUCACCCGAGAGAGACUCGGAGUAGAGCCGCUGCUCUUUCGCUUGGAAAGGAGCCAGCUUAGGUGGUUCGGGCAUCUCGUGCGGA